AUGGAUUUUAACUUUAAGAUUGGACAGGAGCAGAGGUUGUUGAUCUCCAUGAAGCAGAGAUUGCAAGGAUAUUCAGCUGAGGUGGACAAGUUCAUGAUAGGUGUAGAUAGAGUAAAUCGAGGGAAUCUGAUUCAAGUGGAGGGUGGUUGGGAAUCUAGAGGACGUGGAUUUAAGGUGAUGGUUAAAAGAUGCAAAGGGAAAAAACAUAUUUUACACAGAUGUGUGCGUGCGGUUCAGGUGACAGUGAAGGACAGCCAUGUGAAUGGGACGGAAGGAGGGAGCGCGACCUUGCUGUGCACCUACACAACUUCAGACAGUGACUCGUCUAAUCUGAACGUCCAAUGGUCUUUCGUGCCAAGCCACUCCAAAUCACAUACGCAGAUCUACUUCUAUGGGGGCAACUUGACGUUUAUAAAUCCAGCCUUCAAAGGCAGAUUAUUGGCAGGACAUAAACCAGGAAAUGCAUCAAUUACCAUUGAGAAGUUGCGACCUACCGACUCUGGGAAUUAUAUCUGUGAAGUUGAGAAUCCACCGGACUUCAAAGGCAAUAACAUCGGAUCAGCAACACUCACAGUUUUCGUUCCACUCUCCAAGCCAAACUGUGGCAUCGUCGCACACCCGUCAAAGGCCAGGUCAGCAAUCCUUACCUGCCAUUGCGAUAAAGGCGUCCCAAGUCCCAGGUAUCGCUGGGAGAACUUGGUAGACCACGUUCAUCAAAACAUUUCUGGUCAUCUUGAUCCAAGGACCGGAAUGUUGACCAUUUCAAAUAUUUCCGAUAAUGAACAUGGUAUUUACAAGUGCAUCGCAUUCAAUGUACUGGGAGAUGAAACAUGCAUUGUCGACUUGUCAAAAAUGUCUUCUGAGAAUGAUGGCAUCAUCGGAGGUAUCAUUGGGGCGGUUGUGAUAGCGUCGAUCAUUGGAGUUAUCAUCUGGAUGGUUACAAAGAAAGCAAAGAAAAAUGCAAAGAAAAAUGCGCAAAAAGAUACCGAACUUCAGUCCAAGCAAGAAUCCAAGAACAAUCUGGUCACCUAUGUGGCUGUCCCCACUGAAGCUGCAGCUGUGGAAAGUACAAACCAUGUUGAGUCACCAGAUGUGGGCCAAAACAGCACGGACACCCCUGAGCUCCACCAACCUCCGCACGAACAUCUGCCCUUGAGUGAACAUGCUGCUCCAUCGGGCAGUGGGCAAGCAGAACGCAAGGAGAGUGUGGGAGAUGGUCCACAGGAGACUUAGUUAGCCAGCAGGGUGACUAAUAAUCAGAAGCUAUCAUUUUAUACAAAAAAAAGAGAUCAUGAAGGGUCUCUAAGUAAAACAUCAAAAUAAUUUAUAUUGCAAGCCCAAUAUUCUGAGUGAAUCUGUACACAUAAUAGAAUUUCCUUCCAUAUGUAUUGUCAAUUGCAUCCCAGCCAAAGCCAUUCUCGUUAUUAUCAUGAGGUUUAAAACUGGUUCAAGAUAUAUUUGACGAGUGCAAAGCAAUUAAUAAUUUGUUGUCCUAAAUUUCCCACCUCAUUGAUGAAAAUACAUCAUUUUGGCACAGUAGACUUGAUGGGCCGAAUGGCCUAAUUAUGCCCCUAGAACUUAUGAAUCAUUUUGCAUUUGACAAGUUUAUUGGGUCAAGGGUGAGGAUAGCUCACUAGAUGUGGGGAUUCCUCAACUAAGGACAGGGAAAAUAAUCCUUCUUUCAGUCACUACCCAGAGAUCAGUCCUUGUACUGGAAUCUUGAACAAUAAACAAACUAUUGGAAGAACUCAACAGGUUAGGCAGCACCUGUGAAAGGAAAUUCAUCAGUUUGAUGAAGGGUCAGGACACAAAACCUUAUCUGUCCAUUUCUUUCCACAAAUGCUGCCUGAACCGCUAAGUUCCUCCAGCAGUUUGCUUGUUGAUCAAUACUUUUACAUUGAGAAAUACAAGGAGCUGCAGAUGUUGGUUUACAAUAAAAGUCAAAAAGUGCUGGAGUAACUCGCUGGGUCAGUCAACGUCUCCAGAGAACAUGGAUAGAUGACAUUUUGGGUCGGGUGUGACAUAGAUUUAAAUAUAUCUGUAAGCAGCUUUACACAUGAUAAGAACAAGUAUGGUUUUGAGCCUAGACACAUGCAAUUGACAUUUUAAAUGAAAGCAAUUUGAUUAUUUGAGUACAGAGCUGCAUUUUGAGAUUAUGGACUAAAUGCUGGGCAAUGGUAUUAUAAUGGAAGGGUGCCUCCCAGAUAGCAUGGAUGUGUCGGGCUGAAUGGCCUUGUGCCAUGCUGUAGGAUUUUUAUGAUUCCAUGAUUCUGUGAACAAGAUCAGUCUUGGUCAUAAACCCCUGAAGAUCGGUAGGAAAUUGACAUUCACGAAUACCUAACAAAUCACUGCUAAUGUUGCAAAACUGAAAUAAAAAUGCUGGAAAUGUUCAGUAGGUUUGUCUGCCUAUGUGGAGAGAGAAACAGAUUUAACCAAUUGAACUAUUGAAAGAUUAUCAUCCUAAAAUGUUAAAUGUGUUUCUCUGUAGUUGCUGCUUCACCCAUUGAGUAUACCCAGCAUUUACUAUUUUUAAUUCAGAUUUCCAACGUGCAGUAUUUUAUUGUUGGAUUAACAUUUUAGACCAAAGGCCUUACAACAAGAUGAAAGGUCACUGAAUGGUUAACUUUGUUUCGUUCCGUAAAUUAUGCCUUUGCAUUCGGAUUAUUUGCAGCAUGUUCUGCUUUUUAAGCUAACAUUUACCUACACGAGAUAUAUAUAUAGAGGAAGGGUGGUCACUUUGGGGUAGAAUUGUAGAACCACCAUUGAUCACAGAACAGUUCCUCAGCAAAUGUCUUGUGGAAAUAGUUUAAAAAAAAAAUCCAAACAUCGUUUUUUUUCGGCAUGAAGCUCCGUUGAGCUCUUCAUUCUUAUCAAGAUCCUUAUCUUCAACGCAGACAAAUAAUUUACGUCUCAUCAAUCUGGUUUGGACCCGAGUCCCAAGGAUUCAAUGGGAAUGUCCAUAAUGGUCAUUAUCGUGACUUUGUAAAUGUCACUGUUUAACCAAUUGACUGCGUGAUUGCUAAAUAGUUUCUUUUGUUUUAUGUUUGUAUGAAGUAAAUACCAUUGAAAAAUUGGUUGUUGAACAACCCGUGGUUUAAGGAGCAGAUGUUAUGUAGUUAUGCACUCUCACCCAGCCACGUUUUUUACAUCAUUAUUAAUUAAUGGGUAGCAAUGAGCUGGAGUUUCAAGGUAUAUGCCCUGUGUCCCCAUUAUAAAUACAGAAACUACCCACUAUUCUCUUAACAGAAAUCCUGCUUAAAUAACAGCAGGAAGUUGCUCCUAAUAUGGAUUUAAGACACUUAUCAGAUAACGAAUCUCUUUGAAAAAUAAAUUAGAAGGAAUGAGCAAAGUAUGUAAAAAGGGAAAGAUACAGAGAUUGCUUUAGAAUUACCAUGUCAAUUGCUUGAUUGUAAUCAUGUAUUGUCUUUCUGCUGACUGGAUGGCACACAACAGAAGCUUUUCACUGUAGCUCAGUGUCUGGAAUCAAAAUUUGGAGGGUGGAGCUGAGAGCGACCCACAUUUCAUUUUUAACAGAUUAAUUUUCAAUUUACAUUCAUUUACCCGCAGCAAGUUCCAAGUGCCAGAUUUAAAAUAUCUUUUAACGUUUUGCAGUUGCCUGCCUCUGCAUGAAUGUCUCAUGUAGUUGACAGAGCCCUGUGUCCAGGCAGGUGUGGCACCUUAUUGGGCAUUAAGUUCAUAAAUUAUAGGAGCAGAAUUAGGUCAUACGGCCGAUCAGGGACUAUUCUGCCAUUCAAUCAUGGCUGAUCUAUCUUUCCUUCUCAACCCCAUUCUCCUGCUUUCUCCCCAUAGUCCCCGACACACGUACUAAUCAAGAAUCUAUCAAUCUUUGGGUUAAGUAUCUAUUGACGUGGCCUCUAUAGCCUUCUGUGGCAUUGAAUUCCACAGAUUUGUCACAGGUUAUUUUGCAGGUCAGGUGCCUCUGUUCAUUAUGUCAGAGAUACUAGAGCUGGAAACAGAUUUACAAUCUUCCAGAUCAAUGCAGAAAUAUCAGAUUGCAUUCCACAUUUGCUUUCUUGAUUAAGUUCUAUUGCAAAGUGCACAUAAACAUUUUGUAAUAAGCGAUAGAAAAUCUAAGCCUGAAAAAAAAGGCUAAAUGUACCUUCUAAAUGUCUUCAAUAUUUUAAGUGUCACCAUUUAAUAUUGCUGCAACUAUUUGCUCUUCUCUUUUCUUUAAGAAGAUUAAUAAUUUCUUUUUUGUACACGCUUAUUUUUUCUACCCAUCUCUUCUUAUUUCUUUGCAAUACAGUUAAUUGGUGUAAAAGAUAAUGACACCUGAAAUAUUAGAUGUUGACUGAUGAUCGUCAGAAUUUCCAAUUUCUAAAUAAGCAGGUGGCUUUCUUUCUUAAUAUGUUUUCUAAUGAAUUGCCUUUGUAUGGAUUUGCCUGUCAAAAGUUAAACAUUUGUUUUUAAAUCAUGUUUAUUUGAUUAAAUCGUUGCUUAUAUUGCCACCAAGACUGUAAAGAGUUAAUCAACUGUACAUUUUACAAUUCUGUAAAAAAAAAAAGUCUGAAGUCAAUAACGUCCGCACAAAAAUAGGAUUGCAUUAAUAUAAACUACUUCUUAAAUAAAACUUUUGGUAUCA
Molecule: messenger RNA, 4603 nt
Organism: Leucoraja erinaceus (little skate)
Lineage: Eukaryota; Metazoa; Chordata; Chondrichthyes; Rajiformes; Rajidae
Product: V-set and immunoglobulin domain-containing protein 1-like
Exons: 7
Coding region: 1-1233 (410 amino acids)
Biological process (GO): maintenance of gastrointestinal epithelium; epithelial cell morphogenesis
Cellular component (GO): plasma membrane
Source: RefSeq, a predicted model, not a curated record